Anoplophora glabripennis (Asian longhorned beetle) is the source of this 1066-nucleotide messenger RNA. RefSeq lists its product as uncharacterized. The transcript has 3 exons. The coding region runs from base 391 to 1044 and encodes 217 amino acids. Lineage: Eukaryota; Metazoa; Arthropoda; Insecta; Coleoptera; Cerambycidae. The record is from RefSeq and is a predicted model, not a curated record.
CCUGAUUUCUAAGUUUAGUUUUUAUUGUGAUUUUAUGGACUAGUAUAAUACCUAGUCCUAGUGUGUUUUUCAGUUUAUAUUAAGGUAAGAAGUAGGUUAGUAACUAAUGCACUUGGUUGUGACUACUACUUACAUAAUAAUAUUAAUUGUACAGUUUUAUUCCUAUUUCAGUUUUUAUGAUGGUUAAAUUAAGUUACUGCGCUGUUGCUGGAUGCAGAGAUAUGGUGUCAACAAGGCACCGAUUUACGUAUCCUAAUUACAAUAAUAAGGAUUUAUAAAAAUGGGUACAGGCAUGGUGGUAAUGAAAAAUUAUUUUCUCUUGCACAUGAGCAAGUAUAUAGGACUAGCAGGGUGUGUCAUCACUUUAGACCUGAAGAUGGAUCCACAAAUAUGUACUUGAAGAAAGGCUCCUAUCCCAUGCUAUUCUUACCGUCCUCUGCUUCUACCUCAAGUGCACGUUCAGAGGAAGUACUGGGAACUGAAACUGUUCGUGAACUUUCUACACCAGAACCUCGACCAGAACUUUUGUGUACUACUCUCAAACAUUCACUUCCUUCCACUUCCACUUCAUUAUUGGCUGAUGUUGGUGUAUUUAGAGAAGUACAACUAACCCCUAAGGCUAGAAAACUGUACAGAAGGGCCACAGGCCUGUUAAAGACAAUGAGAACACUAAAAAGUCAUAGAGCAAAACAUCCUAGGAAACGGCUAUAUGAACAAUUUACAAAGGAUGAAUUUCUAGAACACGUAACUACUCCAUUGCCAAACUCAGUUGCAACUUUUAUACAGUGUCAAAUAACCCAGAGUACUAGAAGGCGCCACGGACGAAGAUAUUCUAUAGAUCAAAAAGUUCUGGAAUUGGUUUUACCAAAGCAGAGUGGCAGAGCAUAUAAAACUAUACAAAAAUUGUUUUAUCUUCCAUCCAGAAAAACGUUAUCAACAUUAUUACAUCAUAUUCCUAUUGGUGCUGGUAUUAACGAUCCGAUAUUUGACAACUUGAAGGCAAUUUCAGCCUCGACUUACUUUUUUCUACAUGUUAAUUUGUAAUUCUACUUAUAUGAUCACCUAA